This is a messenger RNA of Saxophila tyrrhenica, 408 nucleotides long. RefSeq lists its product as uncharacterized. NCBI's taxonomy places the organism in Eukaryota, Fungi, Ascomycota, Dothideomycetes, Mycosphaerellales, Extremaceae. The transcript has a single exon. The coding region runs from base 1 to 408 and encodes 135 amino acids. The record is from RefSeq and is a predicted model, not a curated record.
AUGCCGAAGCUGCAGGAUCAUGUCGUGCAAGCACUCGUCGGACUGUCGCCCUGGAUCCGCGCGGAGUCCAUCGAGCUGAUCUACAACAAUACGAAAGAAGGAUCUGCCCUGCGACGGCUAGCCUUAUAUUCGUUCAUGGCAUUCUACUUCGGGUGCAGCGAUUACGACAACCCAACGUACCGCAAGCACUACAAACAAGGGGUGACGGAUCGACUGGGCGCAUUGCCGUCCUUCAUGGUGGAUUGCUUCGGGGCCAUGAAUGUUGCGCCUUGCGGUAGUCUUCCGUGUCAGUGCGGCUCUUCUUCCGGUGACCCUAUUUGCUACGAGGGGGUGAUAGAGCAAAACUGGCCCAAGGAGAAAGGCGACGCUGAAGAUCGUUUCGGAGACUAUCCUGAUGGUGCAGUCUAG